Messenger RNA from Dovyalis caffra, 1332 nucleotides. NCBI's taxonomy places the organism in Eukaryota, Viridiplantae, Streptophyta, Magnoliopsida, Malpighiales, Salicaceae. The record is from the annotation of a GenBank genome assembly.
AUGAGCUUUUCAAAUGAUAUGGAUGAUGAAUAUGAGAAACUCUUUAGGAGAUUGAAUCCACCCAGGGUCGUGAUUGAUAAUGAAGCUUGCAAGAAUGCUACUGUUAUAAGGGUUGACAGUGCGAACAAACAUGGAAUACUUCUUGAAGUUGUACAAGUCCUUACUGAUCUGAACCUUAUCAUAACCAAAGCUUACAUAUCAUCUGAUGGUGGUUGGUUCAUGGAUGUUUUUAAUGUUACGGAUCAUGAUGGAAACAAGGUUACUGAUGAAGCAAUUCUAGAUUAUAUUACAAAGUCUUUAGGGCCAGAAUCUUGCUUUACAUCUUCUAUGAGAUCUGUUGGGGUUAAACAAUCUAUGGACCACACAGCAAUCGAGUUAACGGGAAGUGACAGACCAGGGCUGCUAUCUGAAGUGAGUGCUGUGCUCGCCCACCUAAAAUGCAGUGUAGUGAAUGCAGAGGUCUGGACACACAAUAUGCGGGCAGCAGCCGUGAUGCAAGUAACCGAUGAGGAAACUGGGUCAGCAAUUACUGACCCAGAGAAGCUAUCUAGAAUCAAGGAACUUCUUUGUAAUGUACUGAAGGGCAGUAACAAAUCUAGGGGAGCUAAGACUGUCGUGUCUCAUGGGGUCACCCAUACUGAGAGAAGGCUUCACCAAAUGAUGUUUGCUGAUAGGGAUUAUGAACGAGCUAACAAUGAUGAAUUGGAUGAGAAGCAAAGACCUGAUGUGAGUGUGGUUAAUUGGUAUGACAAGGACUACUCAGUGGUAACUAUAAGAAGUAAAGAUAGGCCAAAGCUUCUCUUCGAUAUAGUUUGCACUUUGACAGACAUGGAUUAUGUAGUUUUUCAUGCUAAUAUUGAUGCUGAGGGCCCAGAAGCUCAUCAGGAAUAUUAUAUCAAGCAUGUUGAUGGGUCCCCUGUAAAAUCAGAGGCAGAGAGACAAAGGAUUAUACAAUGUCUUGAAGCAGCUAUUGAAAGAAGAGUAUCUGAGGGCUUGAAGCUAGAGUUAUGCACUACAGACAGAGUCGGGCUGCUAUCUGAUGUUACUCGUAUCUUUCGAGAAAAUAGCCUUACUGUCACCAGAGCAGAAGUGACAACCAGAGCAGGCAAAGCUGUCAAUACAUUUUAUGUUAGUGAUGCAUCCGGGUAUCCUGUUGAUAAUAAAACCAUAGAUUCCAUCCGGCAAGCAAUUGGUCAGACCAUACUGAAGGUGAAAGGCAAUUCUGAAGAGUUAAAACCGGCCUCUCAGGAAUCACCCACUAGGUUUCUCUUCGGAGGUCUCUUUAAAUCAAGAUCUUUUGUCAACUUUGGAUUGGUUAGGUCUUAUUCUUGA